Molecule: messenger RNA, 4622 nt
Organism: Puntigrus tetrazona (Sumatra barb)
Lineage: Eukaryota; Metazoa; Chordata; Actinopteri; Cypriniformes; Cyprinidae
Product: proprotein convertase subtilisin/kexin type 5
Exons: 16
Coding region: 105-3044 (979 amino acids)
Source: RefSeq, a predicted model, not a curated record
CUUGUCGGGCAAGUUUUGUUAUUUAGACGCUGGUUGUCAUUGGCAGCGCAGGACUGGGGCAUUUCGUUGAAUGAACUGCGCGUGACUGUGUGUAUGGCGUCUGGAUGCGCCGCGCAACAUCGCGAACGAUGAACGCGGCUCGGACGCUCGUUAUUCUGUCGUUAUGCUGCCUCGGUCGCGUUCAGUCCCGAUCGCCGGCGCUGUCCUGUCCCGGCGGACAGUUCUCGCUAAAAAACCAGUGCGCUUUAUGUCACCCCACCUGCGCGGAGUGCAAGGGCCACGAGCUGUUCGAGUGCACCGCUUGCGGUUUAGACGAGGAGGGGAAGGAGCGCUUCUUGUAUCAGGGCCACUGCAGGCUACACUGCGCACGAGAGUUUUAUCCAGACCGAGAGCAGUACACCUGUCUUCCAUGCAUGUCUAACUGUGAGAUCUGUGCUGACGCCGAUGUUUGUGCUAAGUGCAGAGAAGGCUACGAUCUUCAGAGCGGCAUCUGUCUGGCGGUCCUCUGUGGAGCUGGUCAGGUUCAAGACCCGGAUACACAAGAAUGCAUAGACUGCGGGAUUGGCUGUAAAACAUGUUCCACAGACGAUCCAGAGGUUUGUCAGAGCUGCACGGAUGGCUACUUCUUAUACAGACAGCAGUGUCGUCAGCACUGUCCCCAGAGGACCUAUGAGGACCGCGGUAGAGGACUGUGCAUCAGCUGCCCGGAGCCAUGCGUGGACUGCUGGAGCGAUAGCCUGUGUCUCACUUGCCAGUCCGGAUACUUCCUGAACAACGGCACCUGUGUGAAGGAGUGCCCAGCAGACACGUUUAAAGACUCCAGAGGGUGGCGCUGUCUGCCCUGUCACGGCUCCUGUCUGGCCUGCCACGGCCCUGGAGUGAGAGACUGUGACAGAUGCAGUGGCUGGAGCCGCCCAGUUUACGGGAAGUGUCCGGUGAUCAGCUGCCCGGAAGGUCAAUAUGUUGAUGGGGAAAGCCGCACUUGCCGUUACUGUGAUAGAUCCUGCUUGACAUGUUACGGUCCUAAGGCUCAGAAUUGCAUCACAUGUGCUACCGGAUACAUGCUGGAGCAGGAUGCAGUCUGUGUAGACCGCUGUCCUCUGGGUUUCUAUGCGAACAGCUCCAGUCUUCUGUGUGAGAGGUGUUCUGCUAACUGUGAGGCCUGUGAGAGCAGAGAUGAGUGUGUGAGCUGUAAGACGGACACUUACCAGCUCUAUCUUUUCCAGGGCAGCUGCUGGUCAGAGUGUCCAGAAGGUUAUUUUGAGUCUGAGCUGGGGACAUGCGAACCCUGCGAUGAACUCUGUUUGACCUGCGACGGCACAAGAGCGCAGUGUCUUUCAUGUCGAGAUGGUCUUCAUCUGACCAACGGGCAGUGCAGGCAGAACUGUGGCCCCAUGAGCUACGUGGCAGAAGACGGCACAUGCAGACGCUGUGCUCCUCACUGCGACGUUUGCACAGAUUUAUCCACCUGUACAAGGUGCAGUUUUCUUUAUUUGCUCUUAAACGGGGCGUGCAAGGCCGUCUGUCCGAAGGGUUACUUUGAAGACUUGGAUCAGGGCGUCUGUGUGAGCUGCCAUUCCACCUGUGCCACCUGCUCUGGUCCUCUUUCUGAUGAUUGUGAGACAUGUUCUGCCCUCAACCCAAAACUCUACGAGGGCACAUGCUUGGAAGAGUGCCCAGCAGGAACUUAUUACCAGACUUCUGAUAAGGAAUGCCAAGAAUGUCACCAGACCUGUGCUCGCUGUGAGGGUCCAGAACCCACUCAGUGUCUGCAGUGUGAAAAUGGCCUGGUUUUGGAUCCCAACACCAUGAUGUGCGGAGUUACCGGGAAUUCAGACUGCCCACCCAGAACGUUCCUCCAAAACAACCAGUUCACUUGCCAAGCGUGCCAUCGACUCUGCCAGUCCUGCGAAGGGCCAGGCUCCUCUGACUGCCAGACCUGCACUCUGCCCAAUUACCUACACAAUGGUUCGUGCGUGAGCAAAUGUCCUGUAGGAACUUACAGCGCCCAUGAGGAGGCUGACGGUGUAGAGCUGGGUUUCUGCAUGCCCUGUGAUCCUGUGUGUGCCACCUGCACCGGGGCAUCUCCCAGAGACUGUCUGAGCUGUGCACCAGGCUACCUUCAUCUGCUCUCUCAUCUCUGCGUUAGUCACUGUCCCACAGGGUACUACAGCACAGGGGAGCGCUGCGAGAAGUGCGACCGUUCUUGCGAGCAGUGCUCGGGUCCAGGGACGGACGCCUGCAGGGUAUGCACACCUCCCCUGCUGGACCUGCAGGGCACCAGGCAGUGCGUGGAUCAAUGUCCGCAGCGCUUCUAUGAGAGCGAGCGCAGCUGCAGGCAGUGUCACACCAGCUGCAAAUCCUGCACGGAUAACACUCCUCAGGGCUGUGUGACGUGUGACUGGGGCAGCGUCCUGCAGGACGGAGUGUGUUACCCUCGCUGUGAAGAGAGCCGAUAUUACUCGCAGGGCGGGGUUUGUGAACCCUGUGAUGAGUCCUGUAAACAUUGUUCGGGUGCCGGGCCCCAGAGAUGUCUCACCUGUCACCCAGGUUUCUCCCUGCAUGUUCCUGACAGUCAGUGCUUGCCGUGCUGCCAGUCUGGGGAGAAGAACGAGAAGUGCUGUCUUUGCGAUUCAGGCUCAGCAUUGUGUCUCGAGGCGCCUGUACCACGUAUAAGUCAGGACGAUGCUAUUCUGAGGUCCCAAGCGGUACAGCACGCAUCUGCAGCUUUACCCGCCGCUCUGCUGCUAGCUGUAGUGCUAGCGCUAGUCGUGUUUGCUCUGGUACAGGCGAGGGCCAAGAAACGGUUAUGCUGGAGACGGAGUUACGAACGGCUGAGUGGGGUGGCUAGAGAACAGCCCAGUCCUCGGCCCAUGCCGCACGGGGUGCCAGAACCAGAGGACAGCGGGGACGAGGUGGACGUGGUCUACACCAGUCGAGACGGCUCUGUUUAUCGACGUUACGGAUUCAUCCACGAGCCAGACACGGAAGAGGAGCAGGACGAGGACGACGCUAAUGAGAACACACACCUGAGCAGAGCCUAAAUUACGGUCACUAACGAGUCACAUUUUACUAAUUCUUUAUACGCACACUUCUCACUGGAUUGCAAGGUGGUAAAGAUUAAUAAUAAAUCAAAACACGAUAGCGUCUUCACAUUUAUUCUUAUAUAUUGUAUAUAUUUCUAAAUUCAAAAUAUUGCCGCCAGUGUCUAUGUAGAAUACCUUUAUGUUAUUGUAAUACAACCCUUUCCAUAAUGCAAUGUAAUAUUUGCUAAUGUUAAUGUUACUAUAGCACGGUACCAAACUUUUUUUUUUUUUUUGGUGAUUAAAAGGUGACAGAUAGUUUUUCGUAUUUUCUUAAUAAAGAAUAUUCAGUCGAUUUCAGAAAAGCCAUUUUUCAUCUUUAUUAGACCUGCUGAACAUUAAGUCUCCGUCGCAUCCGAGCAAGACACCACAGACCGUAGAAACCCACAUUUAAUCAUUUCUCAAAUGUGCAUGUGUACGAAUGCACGCACAAAAGUGUUACAGCGCUCUCUUAAAAUGUAUGCCCCCCAAACGACCUUGUGAUGCCAUUCUCUUAAUUCUGAAAACAACUUGAAAUAAAUGAAAAAUAUAUAUAUAUAUAUAUAUAUAUAUAUAUAUAUAUAUAUAUAUAUAUAUAUAUAUAUAUAUAAUCAAACGAUUCUAUUGUAUGAAAUCAAAAAUGGACAGCAUUCAUUUGUCAGCACACAUUAAGAGUCUUGUGGUGAAUAAUUAAUCCGUGCUAAGUUAAUAAACAGGAAAAAAGUUUGUACUUUGUAAUCUUCAAAUGUUUGACUUCGUCAGAUCAAAUUUGCUUCCCUUAGUCAGGGUCAAGUUUUAUUUAUAAAGCACAUUAAAAAAAAACAACAGAUGUCAUACCAAAGCGUUAUACAGUAUUUUAUCAUUUAAAAUGAUUAAUAAUUAAAAAUGGACAUGACUGUCUUAUAUGGUCAUACACAUGAAGAUUCUACAGUGCUGUUCCAGAUGACCCCAAAAAAUGUAAUAAAAAUCAAGAAACUGUGAUUUGCUCAUUCUCUUUAACUGUUGUUUAAGAAAAAAAUAAAAGAUUUCCAUUUUUUUUACUGACCAACAAUUGUAAUUUGUAAAUAAAAACUAAUUUUGAUGGCUGCAGCGCGCAAGACAUUGUCACACCAACUGUCUAUUUAUUUACACUGUGUAACUUGAGGAUACUAAUUGUUCAUUUUUGCAUGCAAAACGUUUUGUCCAGCUUUGCUUCACUCAAGACUUCGAUGGAUGGACCGUACCAACGGAAAAUUCCGUAAUUAGCCGAAGAAAAAAAAGUUAUAACGUUUUAGGUGUAUAUAUAUUUACAGUUAAAUAUCGUUAUUUCAUUAACUGAUGUAAUUUUAACAUUCAUUUAACAACAUUACAUGUAACAUACAACUCUAAUAAAACUAAGUUCAAAUUAAAUUGCAAUGCAAUGUGAAACAAUGCUAAUUCACUUAAAUAAAACACUAACGUCGAUGAGUUUUGAGUCUUCAAACACUGCCAACACAGUUACACAUUCAAACAUGUAAAAGUGUCUAUAUUAACUAUAUUUAAUGCCUUAACUAACAAUGGGAAAUAAAUUGUUAAUAUUUA